CAAAAUUACAGAGGGAGAGGAGAAAAAGGAGAUGUCGCAGAGUUAUAAGAACCGUAACACAUGGACGCUUUGCAAUUAUGGGGGAGCUAUUAAAAGAUGGACUUCCUGGACUGAUUCCAAUCAUGGGAGAAGAUUUGAGGUUUGUGAGAAUAAUCGGAAGAACAGAGGCAAAGGUCAUUAUUGGGAGUGGGUGGACGAGGAGAUAUGCCCACGAGGAAAGGAAGUUCUUCCUGGGUUGCUAAGAAGAAUGAGAGCUAUGGAGUUGGAACUGAAUCAAAUAGAAGAAGAUAAUGAAGGACUGAAAGAUAAGCUUAGAGUAAUUGAGCAAGAAAAUAAGGAAUUGACUGCAACAGUUGGAAGACUGGGAAGGCAGAGAAUGAAGAUGGAUGAAAAAAUUAUGGUGUAUCGACAUAUAGGGAAACUAAUGUUUGGGGGGAAGGUGUGGUCUGUUUGUGGCAUGGGUUCUUGGUCUCAUGGUUGGAAUGUUGAUGAUUAAGAUCCUAAAUUUGUUUGAAAAAAUUCCAGAGAAUUUGAUGAUCAAAUAGUGAAAUGUGUAAUGAGUUUGGUACAUUUGUGCCAUUUGCAUAACUUGAAUCCAAAUUUGAGUACAUUUGUAGUUUACCCCUUUU
Messenger RNA from Prunus persica (peach), 629 nucleotides. RefSeq lists its product as uncharacterized. Gene Ontology annotation, molecular function: zinc ion binding. NCBI's taxonomy places the organism in Eukaryota, Viridiplantae, Streptophyta, Magnoliopsida, Rosales, Rosaceae. Bases 32 to 496 code for a protein of 154 amino acids. The transcript is spliced from 2 exons. The record is from RefSeq and is a predicted model, not a curated record.